This is a messenger RNA of Asparagus officinalis (garden asparagus), 2244 nucleotides long. RefSeq names its product pentatricopeptide repeat-containing protein At1g56690, mitochondrial-like. The record is from RefSeq and is a predicted model, not a curated record. Bases 1 to 2112 code for a protein of 703 amino acids. Gene Ontology annotation, molecular function: zinc ion binding; RNA binding; protein binding. Gene Ontology annotation, biological process: RNA modification. The transcript has 3 exons. Lineage: Eukaryota; Viridiplantae; Streptophyta; Magnoliopsida; Asparagales; Asparagaceae.
AUGCGCUUCCCGCCACUCCGUCUCCGGCCGGGCUUCAACCCCGGCUAUCCUCUCGGCCAACAACCUGCAUCGCCGCCAUGCCGGCCUCGGCCAGAUCAUCUGGCCCGCAAGGUGUUCGACGAAAUGCCGGAGCGAACCGUCACCUCCUUCAACUCCCUCAUCGCUGCCUACUUCCAAAACCAACAGCCUCACCAAGCCCACCAACUGUUCACCACAAUGCCCCAACGAAACACCGCCUCGUACAACACCGUCAUCUCCGGCCUAAUCAACUCCAACCAAUUCUCAGCUGCGCUGUCCCUCUUCGCCUCAUUGCCCGACCCCAAUGUCGUUUCUUGGACCACGAUUCUUCGUGGUUAUGUGCGAGAGAGGCUUAUCUCAGAAGCAGAGAGCUUUUUUUGGAAGAUUCCGGAGAAGAAUGUAGUGACGUGGACGGUUAUGGUCGGGGGAUUGCUUGGAGAAGGGAGGGUGGAGGAUGCUAGGAGAUUGUAUGAUGAGAUGCCGGAGAAGGACGUGGUGGCGAGGACGAGCAUGGUUUGUGGGUAUUGUAAUGCGGGGAGGACGAGGGAGGCGAGGGAGGUUUUCGACGAGAUGCCAAAGAGGAACGUGGUUUCGUGGACCGCGAUGGUUUCGGGAUAUGCACAUAAUGGGCAAGUGGAUCUUGCAAGGAAACUCUUUGAAGUGAUGCCAGAGAAGAAUGAAGUUUCGUGGACAGCGAUGCUGACUGGAUAUGCACAUGCUGGACGGAUUGAAGAGGCAGCAGAGAUUUUUCAUGCGAUGCCAGAGAAACCGUUGAUAGCUUGCAAUGCGAUGAUUACUGGAUUUGGGAUGAACGGAAUGGUUGACGAAGCAAAAGAGGUUUUUCAUCGGAUGUUGGAGAGAGAUGAAGCCUCAUGGAGCGCGAUGAUUAAGAUUUAUGAGCAAAAUGGUCUACAAAUAGAGGCAUUGGAUUCUUUUCGUUCAAUGCAAAUGGCUAGAUUCUGUCCGAAUUACCCCUCUAUCAUCAGUAUUCUUACUGUCUGUGCUGGCCUUGCAAUUCUUGGCCAUGGCAGGCAGGUUCAUGGGGUAAUAAUGAAGCACCAUUUUGAUUCUGAUGUAUUCAUUGUUUCGGCUCUGAUCACAAUGUAUAUUAAGUGCGGUGAUCUCCCUAAGGCUAAGAGGCUCUUUAAUAUGUUUCAUUCAAAGGAUGUUGUGAUGUGGAACUCCAUGAUCACAGGCUAUUCUCAGCAUGGACUAGGAGAGGAUGCUUUGAGACUCUUUGAAAGUAUGAUCUCAACAGGAAUGGUUCCUGAUGAAAUAACUUUUAUCGGUGUUCUUUCAGCAUGUAGCUAUACUGGAAAGGUCAAAGAAGGGAGAGAGAUUUUUGAAUCCAUGAGCUCAAGAUUCUCACUUGAACCAAAAACCGAGCAUUAUGCUUGUAUGGUCGAUCUCCUUGGCCGAGCUGGGUUUGUUGAUGAAGCAAUGGAUUUGAUCAAGGAGAUGCCAGUUGAGGCCGAUGCUGUUGUGUGGGGAGCUCUGUUAGGUGCAUGUAGGACCCAUAAAAAUUUUGAGAUUGCUAAAAUUGCUGUCGAGAAGCUUUCACGUCUAGAACCUGGGAACUCUGGGCCUUAUAUUUUGCUUUCUCAUAUAUAUGCUUCUAGUGGGAGAUGGAAAGAUGUUUUCGAGCUGAGAAAAAUUAUGAGCUCGAGGAAUAUAAGUAAGUCUCCAGGAUGUAGUUGGAUUGAUAUUGAGAUGAAAGUGCAUAUGUUUACCGGUGGAGAUAUGUUGGCUCAUCCUGACCACAGGAUUAUUAUUGAUAUGUUGGAGAGGCUCGAUGGGUUGUUGAAGGAGGCAGGAUAUUGUCCUGAUGGUAGUUUUGUGCUCCAUGAUGUUGAUGAGGAGCAGAAAUCUCAAAACUUGCGAUACCACAGUGAACGACAAGCUGUAGCAUAUGGUAUCCUUAAAGUUCCAGAAGGCUUGCCAAUUCGUGUCAUAAAGAACUUGAGGGUGUGUGGGGAUUGUCACUCAGCUAUCAAGUUGAUUGCGAAGAUCACCGGACGAGAGAUUAUCUUGAGAGAUGCCAAUAGAUUUCAUCAUUUCAAGGAUGGCUCUUGUUCUUGUGCAGAUUAUUGGUGAACAUUUCUCCUUGGUCACAUGGUGAAAACUUAAAGAUCAAUUUUCUUAGCCCAUAUUUGGAGUCAUCAGGCUCAAAUUUCACACAUGGAGUGAAUUUUGCAGUAGCUGGUGCAGCCACUGAAUCAAAUGCAG